AUGAGAGAAUGUAUUAAGUAUUACAAGGGUUCUCAAAACAGGGAAAAUGCAUUUUUACGUGUCGUUCAACAUGUUGGCCUUGAGUCCUCUAGAGGGUUAAGACAAGAUGCCUCUACUCAUUGGAAUUCUACAUUUCUCAUGCUAGAUAAUGCAUUGUUUUACAAAAAAGCACUUCUUCAAAUGGUAAAGACUGAUGCUAAUUUUGUUCAUUGUCCUAGUUCUCAAGAGUGGUCCAAGAUUGAAAAAAUUUGUAAGUUUUUGCAAGUUUUUCAUGAAGUGACUUUAGCCUUCUCGUGUUCUAAGUAUCCAACAGCCAAUCUUUAUUUCCCUAAUGUUCUCAAGAUAAGACUGCUUUUGAAAAAGGAUGUAGUAAGUAACGAUGACUUUAUAAAGACCAUGGCAACUAGGAUGAACUUGAAAUUUGACAAAUAUUGGUCCGAGUUUAGUACUAUCAUGGGUAUUGUUGUUAUUUUUGAUCCUCGUUACAAGUUUCAAGUUAUUGAUUGGGCUUUCAAAAAGGUAUAUGGCUCAACUUCCGAUCUCGAGUUGGAUUUAUUUAAAAAAAAAUUAUUUUCCUUGUUUGAUGAGUAUUUAGCCAUUAAUACCAAGUCCAAGGCAAGUGAAAGCUCGCCUCCCUCUCCUAAAGUUGAUGAAAACUUGUCUGAUACGUAUAUGACGGAUUUUGAUGAAUUCUCUAGCUGCGAGUUUACCACCGAUGGUAAAUCUGAAUUGGAAUCGUAUUUAAAAGAGCCAAAAUUACCUCGAAUUGCAUCAUUGCAACCUGAAAUUGAAGCGUUAUGCAAAGAGGUUACUACAUUGAAGGUUGAUGUUGAUGAAGAUGCAAAGGAAAGUAACACAUCCGGUGCUCAAACACAACAAUCUGGAUUAUGUUGA
Lactuca virosa is the source of this 894-nucleotide messenger RNA. Lineage: Eukaryota; Viridiplantae; Streptophyta; Magnoliopsida; Asterales; Asteraceae. The record is from the annotation of a GenBank genome assembly.